CAUUCGUUUGGAUUCACUCCACUUUCUCAUCACUCACGGAGCGGCCGCGCGUCCUGCUCCGAGCUGCUGGACCCGGAGCGGACAGAGUUUUUAGGCUGCAGCGCUGCGACCGCGCGUCAGGGUGGAAACUAAAGCGGACGACCGCAGCUGGCGACUACCGGAACCUACCGGACCUGGCGUCUGUCGCUCGGGUGAUUUUUAAGCGUUUUGCCUCAUUUUUUUUCUUCUUUUUUUCUUCCUCCUCCUCCUCCACCUCCUCUUCCUCCUCCUGUCCUGGGGCUCCGUCCACCUUCCACCUCCACUUCCACUGCCACCAGCGGAGAAGGAUGCUGCUGCUGCCGCUGCCGGUGCGAGCCGUCCAGUGGUAACGUCCCCCCCCCCUCCUCCUCAUCACCCCCGCCGGAAUAGCAUUGAGUGACGCCCACUCCCCUGCGUCCGGACGGGUGUCACCCCCCCUCCCGCCCCACGGCUGGACUCCGGCUCCGCUGAGAGAGGAAGGACCUGCGGCUUGACGCGCAGCUAGCGCUCGUCACGACAGUAAAAGUGGACAGAAAUUGGAGGAAUAACUACCCCCGCUUUUCUGACUGGAUUGUUUGAUCUGUUUUAAGACCCCCGUGUUUAAUCUCGGCUGUGGAUUCUUAAUUUCUUUUUUUAUUUUUAUUUUUUUUUAUACCUGGGGGUCUGGAACGGCUCCGUCUGGAUACCGAGGAGGAGCGGAGCCUGUAGCCGGGCUGGAGCGCUCUGAGCUGGGGAACCGCGCGGCUCUUACCCGGUCCAGAGCGGUGUUGUCUGGCAGAGACAUGGCGGCGCUGAGGUGGGAGGUUCCGCUGCUCCUGGCCGUCGUCCUGCUGGCGUCUUGCGGCGUCGCGCAAGCCGACACCGAGAUCUUGUAUCGGGUUCCCGAGGAGCAGCCGCCAAACACGUUGAUCGGCAGUCUGGCGGCCGACCAGGGCCUCCCCGACACCGGCCACCUCUACAAGCUGGAGGUUGGCUCGCAGUACCUGAGGGUGGACGGCAAGACCGGCGACAUCUACACCACAGAGAUCCCCAUCGACCGCGAGACACUGAGAGACUGUCGCAACCUGUUUGAAGGAGACAAAUGCUUCCUGGAGUUUGAGGUGUCGAUCACUGACAUGGUGAAAGGCAUCGGCUCGGGGCCGAGGCUGAUCGAAGGUCGCAUCGAGGUGCUGGACAUCAACGACAACACGCCACAGUUCGCCUCGCCCAUCCUCACCCUGUCCAUCCCCGAGAACACGCACAUCGGCGCCCUCUUCUCCAUCCCCAUGGCCACCGACAGGGACUCCGGCAUCAACGGUGUGGCCGAGUACUCCCUGACCGCCGGGCCCGACGCCGACCAGCUCUUCAGCCUGCAGGUGGCCGUGGACUCGGACGAAAAGCUGCCGCAGCUGGUCGUCAUGGGCAACCUGGACCGCGAGAAGAAGGACUCGUAUGACCUGAACAUCCGGGUGGUGGACGGCGGGAGGCCGCUGAGGGCGAGCAGCGCCCUGCUCCGCGUCACCGUCACCGACCAGAACGACAACUCCCCCAAGUUUGAGAGGAGUCACUACGAGGCCGAGCUCCCGGAGAACAGUCCGCUGGGUCAUUCUGUGCUGCAGGUCAGAGCCAACGACGCAGACACCGGCACGAAUGGAGAGAUAGACUACAGCCUCCAUCAGGCCUCGGAGACGGCCCAGAGGCUUCUGCGCAUCGACCGCUCUACGGGCAUCAUCUACGUGAAAGGACUGGUGGACCGAGAGGAGGUGAACUUACUCAAGUUCUAUGUGGUGGCCAGAGACCGCGGCCCCAAUUCCAAGACUUCCAAGGUCCAGGUGACUAUCAGCAUCAAGGACCAGAACGACAACGCACCGGCCAUCGAGAUCCGCGGCAUCGGUUUGGUAACGCACCAGGAUGGCGUGGCCAACAUCUCCGAGGACAUGCCCAUCGGUACGCCCGUGGCGCUGGUUCAGGUGUCAGACCGCGACGAGGGGGAAAAUGCAGUGGUGACGUGCGUGGUCGCCGGCGACGUCCCGUUUCAGCUCCGACCCGCCAGCGAAUCGGCCAACGAUCGGAAGAGGAAGUACUUCCUGCAGACGACAACCCUGCUGGAUUAUGAGCGUGUGAAGGAUUACAGGAUUGAAAUUGUCGCUGUGGAUUCUGGGAACCCGGCUCUGUCCAGCGCCAACUCCCUGAAAGUCCAGGUCACAGACAUGAACGACAACACGCCAAACUUUUCCCCUGCGAAGCUUGAGGUGGACUUUGCAGAGGGCAACCAGCCGGGCGACACAAUACUGGCAGUUGUGGCAACCGACGCGGACAGUGGCACCAACGCAGAGCUGACUUACAGCAUUAUCGAGCCCGCGGCCUCCAGGCUCUUUCAAAUCGAUGCCAACACUGGAGAGAUCAGUGUGAAGAACAUGCUGGAUCGGGAAGAGAUGGAGCGUUAUGAGUUCCAAGUUACAGCAGCAGACAAAGGCGUUCCUAGUAAAACUGGCACUUCUACAGUGGUGAUAAAUGUUCUGGACCGCAACGACAAUGACCCCAAGUUCACACUGAAUGGCUACAGCUUCUCCGUCAAUGAGAACAUGCCCCCACUCAAUCCCGUUGGCGUUGUGACCGUCACUGAUGCCGAUAAGGGUGAGAAUGCCGAAGUGAGGCUGUUUGUAGAACCGGACAAUGGCAAAUUUGUCAUCCAGAACGGCACAGGCACUAUCCUGUCCAUCAUCUCCUUCGACCGUGAGAAGGAAAGCACCUACACCUUCCGCCUGAAGGCCGUGGAUUCUGGUGACCCACCCCGAUCCUCCUAUGUGGGUGUAACCAUUAACGUCCUGGAUGAAAACGAUAACGCCCCCUACGUCACCAAACCAGCAAACUCCUCCUACACAUACAUGCAACUCACCAACCAGCCUCACGCACGUGUGGAGAAGGUGGAGGCUGAGGACAUUGAUGCUGGACCCAAUGCUGAGUUGCACUACAGCAUCACAGGCGGAAACCCGUACGGCCUGUUUGAAAUCGCACAGAGCAGCGGGGAGAUCACUCUGGCCCAGCAAUUCACUGGCAAGCAUAACGGGCUACACCGACUGGUAGUGAAGGUGAGCGAUAAAGGGAAACCUCCUCGCCACACCACCGCCCUGGUCCACGUUUUUGUCAACAACACCAAGUCUAACGUCUCCCUCAUUGAGGCGCUGGUCGGACACAGUCUCUACACCCCUCUCGACAGGGACAUUGCCGGAGAUCCAAACUACUCCAGCACUCAGGGCAUCAACAUGGUGUACGGAAGCCUCGCAGGCCUCGCUGGUGUUAUUCUGGUCAUUGUAGCUGUCGUGGUCAUCAGACAGCGGCUGCGGAAGGACACCAAGAGCGGCUACCAGGCCGGCAAGAAAGAGAGCAAGGAUCUGUAUGCCCCCAAACAAGGUCCUAAAAACGGCAAAGGAAAAAAGAGCAAGAAGGGAAAAGCUCCCAAACCGGCCAAACCAUUGGAGGAGGAUGAGGAGGCCAGUCUACAGAAAGGCCUCAAAUUCAACCUCAUCAAUGAUGAUGUCACCGACAGUCCCAGCAUUCACUUGCACCUUAACUAUCCUCCGGGAAGCCCCGACCUGGGCCGCCACUACCGCUCCAACUCCCCCCUGCCCUCCAUCCAGCUGCAGCCACAGUCUCCGUCUGCCUCCAAGAAGCACCAGGCCGUUCAGGACCUCCCUGCCACCAACACCUUCGUAGGAACCGGCGACAACAACUCCACGGGCUCCGACCAAUAUUCGGAUUACAGCUACAAGGUCAACCCGCCCAAAUACAGCAACAAACAGCUGCCCCACCGCCGAGUGACCUUCUCCACGUCCAAUCAGGCCCAGGAUCUGCAGGACGCGUCCCAGCACAGCUACUACGACAGCGGCCUGGAGGAGUCGGAGACCCCCAGCUCCAAGUCGUCCUCGGGGCCUCGGAUCGGGCCCCUGGCUCUGCCGGAGGACCACUACGAGCGGACCACGCCCGACGGCAGCAUCGGCGAGAUGGAGCACCCGGAGAACGACCUCAGGCCCCUCCCCGACGUGGCGAUGACCGGUAACUGCACCCACGAGUGCACCGAGUUCGGCCACUCCGACUCCUGCUGGAUGCCCGGCCAGCCUUCCCCCACCCGCAAGGUGUCCAAGAACGCCCCCAAGCUGUCCACCUUCGUGCCUUACCAGGAGAUGGACGGGCAGGAGCAGCUGAUGGCCAAUGGCAGCCCCAAGCCCCUGAUGACGGAGGAGCGCGGAACCGGUGGCGGCAGCAGCUCCAAAGUGGCCAACAUGCGGUUCAUGACCCCCUACAGCAGUGCCUACCCCGGGGGCGGAGACUCGUCCACUAAAGACUGUGGUCUGGAGGAGAUCCCGCUGAGCCAGGCGGUGGAGUACCACUCAGCCACCACCCCGACUGGCCAGACCUCCAAGAGGGAGAUCUACCUGUGAGAGUGCAGCUCUCCACCUUAAACGCCACAACCACCCCCCCGACCAUCACCCGUCACCCCCCGCCGCUGCUCACCCACCGCCCCCCCCGGCCACCACCCACACCCCCCAGCCCGUCACAGCCACCCCCUGUGCCUAUAACCUGCUGUGCCGCAGCGCCGCCUCUCCUCUCCUUCCUUUUUAUAACUGCACCCACCGUACAAGGCUUUAGACCCCCCCCGCCCCCGUCCCACCCCCUCUGGCCUCCACCCCCCACCUCACCCACUCCCACCACCGCCCCCCUCCCCUCCUCUAGAAACCAAUCAAAUGUAAAAUAUGAAUUGAAAUGAAACGAGAGAAAACACGCGGCCCGUGCUGCCGUGGACGGAAUGUAAACUACACCACCAUCGUUGUGAUAAUUUAAUGGGAAACUAUUUAGCUACUCACGUAUUUGAGUUGGAUUUUUGUGCGUUGCUUUAGGCUAUGUUGCUGUGUUGAAACCGAAAAAGAAAAAACGAAGGAAAAGAACCUCUUGUAAAUCCUACUUAAGUAUACUGUGUAAUGCUAUCUAUCCUCACCUUUUUCUGGAUUGUGUUUUUGCUUUAAUCUUUUUCUCCGUCGACUGCGAAGCCACCGGGAGACACAUCGAAUCAGCCGGGCUCCGUUUUGUAGUUUUCUUUUCUUUUUUUUUAACAAGACGUUUGCAGAAAUGCAGCUGUUUUUCCAUUCGGAGAUGAACUUUUUUCAGUUUUUUUUGGGUUGUGAAGCUGUUUUUUCAGUGUACAGAGCUGUAAAUACUACAAACAGUGACGGGAACCUGCCGUUAAGUGUGAGUCCGCGGCCGUCGGAGCCGUCUGCAGAUCUUCGUUCGAACACCGGAGGCAGCGACGGACUGAAAACCUUUUGCAUGUGCAGAGAAACGACGGCGCGGCGUUCACUGUCACGCUGCAGGAACCUGGACUCUUGAGCAUCACCGACGGUGCCGAGUUAAAACACAAAAGACUUUUUAUGAUUAUGAUUUUGUUUUUCUCCUCUUCUCGACAGGGAAGUUCAAUUUGAGUUUAUGAGGGUGGGAGUGGGAGGGAGGGAGGGGAGGGAUGGGAGGGACGGGGGAGGUGGGGGGGGCACCAAAACAUCAGAGGCAAUUUAUUCUGAAACAAAAGAGAUUUGAGUUCUGCUUGAUACGGCGGAACAGAAGCAGUUAUAUUACUCAUGCUGUUGUCAGUAGUACACCAUACGAUGAUAGGAAUAUGUGCGGGUUUGGAGCUGGUGAUCAAACUAAUUGAUGAGCCCCCCCAGACUUCUUCAGGGAGUCUGGAUUUCUCCUCAAAGGUUUUGACAUAAUCAGCGAAAAGCGAGUCAAGGGACCUGUUGCUUAUAAAGACACUAAUCUCUCCAUCACCACAACCUGCUGAAGUUUUGAGCGUGGAGCUUUAAAAUGUGAAGCUGUGACAUUAGAGAGGAAAGGUUAUCAGGAGCUCAAAGGGUUCAUCCUCUGGGGAGCAGGAAGCGUCUAAAUGUCACGGCUUCAGUGUCUUGGGCUUUUGACAUUUCUUGAUUUAAAGCUGAAACAUCGUGAUUUGCAUGAGAGUGUUGCUGGAUGGAAGCGGCGCCACUCUCAAACAUUUAGUUUUACGCCUUCCACCAGGGGAAUGUGAACAUAUGUGGACAGGGGAUUAUUUUAGAGGGUGACCACGCGGCCCCACGUUGAGGUUUGCAUUAAGAGCCACAUGUGUCCUGGUGGCGGUGGUUUGGAUCAUGCACACACCAGUGUGAGAUUAUUCAUUCACUUUUACUGUUCAGGAUUUUAAAACCUAGAACGCGUCUAAAGACCUGUUGAGGUUGUAGGAGAUGGGAUGUUUGUGUCUGUUCCAUCGAGCUCCUCUAUGUGAUCAUCUGUGGUGGUUCCAGUGUGUUUGUGGUGACUGUGGUGAAUGUUUCCCCCGCUGUGUUUCUGAGCUUGAAGGAGGAGUUCUCUGGUCAGCGUCAGCCUCUUGAGCUCGUCAGCGUGAGGCCGAGCUGUUCGCAGAUCUGCAUUUCCCGCGGUGCUGCAGCCGAUCAGGAAAGCAGGAUUCAUGGCACCUGUAUGGGCUCUGGUCCGCUAACACGGCGCAGCAGAGCGGCUCUAAUUACAACCUGAGGCUCUGCACAUUAACGGCAAUAAUCUGCGCCACUAAAAGCAAGAUGCUCUGGAAGUCCGUUCAUCCUGAGCUUGGUGCUAAUGGCCGCCGGGAAAAUGUGAGGUUUCUCCUGCAGUUCUGCUGAGACCUGACAGAUGAAAGGAAAAGGCGCAAUGAGAGAGAGAGAGAAUGCUGUGAAAUGAAACACAAGUCAUUUAGUCUCAAACUGAGUCUUUAACUCUUCAAACAGAGCUGGUGAGGUUAGUUCACCUGAAUCCAGUCCAGAACUCGCUCCUCAGGAGCGUUUACGUCUGAACGUGUGACGGCAGCAGAACGAUAAAGAGACACAAAACACAAACUGCUGACAAGCUCAGUUAUUACUCUUCAUGUAAUUAGUCAGAGGCAAGUGGAGAUACUUAAAACCUUUCACUCUGCAAAAGAAAACCUGUAAAACUAAUUGGUAAAGUUUCUUUUUUACUGGUGCAAAGGAAAGUGAGGUAACGUUCAGAAAAGUCCUGAAAACUUCAUGCAGGUGGAACAUGUGGACUGUCUCUCCUGUGUUUCAGUCUGAUAAAGAAAACCAGAGGAACUCGUCUGCAGAGCGUCAGUCUAUCCAGGCCACCAGGCCUGUUCUUCUCUCCUCGCUUCACUCCGUCUCUUCACUGUGGUUUUUUGACGCUCACCUGUUCCCGAUCGGAGCCGUAAUUGCUUUUCAUUGUCCAUUUAUUUGUUCUCGGGUGUGGAUUCAGUCCACGGUUCGUCUGACGGCGGCCGACCUGAUUUAUUGUUGACGUAUCUGCCUGUUGAGAAGCCGCUGCCGUUAUUCUCCUGAGCGUAAAUCAACCGUCGCUCAGCCGACGCUCAGCCGACGCUCAGCCCACCUGCAGAUAGAGAUGACCCCCCCUCCACAUCCCCCCGUCUUCCUCUGGUGAUUUAACGCCAGCGCUCAGAGCUCUGAUUGAUUAUUUACAGGCGGAACGUGGAGGUCCGUGUUGAGCCUGGACUCCCAGGUAACCCCCCCCCACCCACCCACCUCCUGGCCGUUGUGCUGCGUAAGGCAAAGACACGAGGCUGGAGGUCACGUAGUGUUGGUUUAACCUCAACUCUUUGGCACCAAUUAACCCCAAAAGAAGAAGAACAACCUGUGGCGACCCCCGGUGACCUCUGCUGGAGAGUUUUGGCUUCAGCUUAAACGAGAAACACAACGGAGACACAAACGCUGCCCGUACGUCUGUGUGUGUGCGUCACUUUAAAUAGAUUUUGCACAGACAUGAAAAAUCAGAGCUUAUUCUUCCCUAGUUACAGAUGCUGGCUGAUGGCCAAAAGUAUGGGGACACCUGAGAAAGAGAUUUUAGAGCUUGUGACGCGGCUGCAGGAACUCGAGUCCUUUACAUGAUGAGGUGAAGUCUUCCACCAAGUUUGGACCAAACUCUUUCGUCCUGGAGCUGCGUCUGUAAACGUGAGCACCGAUAGGUUGAAUGCAUUACAACAUAUUCAUUCAGCAGCAUUUUAUACGUGAAAUGUGUAAAAUAAAUGAGCGAAUAAUACUUAAAUGUUCCAGUUUCACAUUAUUGUGGUGGAAAAUUGGAAAUAAAAUGCAGAGAAUUUUCCUUUAAGGCUGGAAACAGUUUUCAACAACACACAAUCUGACACAACGUGAUGUUCACUGUACAUAAAGGAUAGAAGUGUGUGUGUGAGUCGAAGCAAAGCAAACACUUCCUGCUCCCUCGUGGAACGUCUGAACCCCUCGAUGCCUCCACCACCUCCACCACCACCCAUCAGCCCCCAGGAGAGCUGCUGUCUCACACGCUGUCAGCCUCCCUGUUUGUGUGUGCAGGUGUCUCUGCGUGCAGAGCUUCUAUUUCUUCCUGCUUCACAUUCGCAGUCAAACCCAGUUUCCAGCGACAAAAAUAUGAGCGUACGUGUUUCUAAUGGUAUGAAAUAUCGGUUAUUCUGGUGUGAAAGCGCUCGAUAGACAAGAUAGAAGGGAGAUAUAAAACAGAAACGUAAUGACCCCGUGUUUAUGAAGCCUCAGGCUCGGGGAGAAACACAUUUCUGAGGCUGUGUUAAGCUCCUCAUGGUCCUCAUUUAUCAUCGAAUAUUCCCAAAAAAAUAUCUGAAGGGAGAAGAUAUUGAUCAGAAGAUUCAGAAGUUUUUCUUUUUGCUUCACGCUGACAUGAAUACUUUACCAAUAAAAUAAUAAUAAAAAAAAAACAAAAAGAAAACACGUACAGUCAAAAUAAAGGCCUUCAUUUAAAAAAAGCUCCUCGUAACGUGGGGACCGGGACACAUUGAUUUAGCCUUGAUUUAUUAUUAACCUCUAAAGUGCACCGCUGUAGUUCGCUUCAGAAACACUUUACACACUUACUGGUUUAUGACUUAAAUGCAUCAAUGUCUCCCAGAAACGCCUUGGUUUGUUUUUAAAAGCACACUGGUUUACUACUGACAGGCAUUAUGUAUGCAUGGAGACCACUGCUGCACCAAGCAGAAAAGUUUUGUUUCCUAAAACGCAGACUGCGUCUCUCCAGCCGCCGCUCUCUUAAAGCUGCACUGGUCCACGUUAGGAAUCAUCUCUGAUGAGCUCGACACGAACACGUGUUGCUGUGCAUCCGCAGGACGUUCGCUGCGACAACAUUUCCGACACGAUCACGUCGGAUUAUGCGUUUACCGCUUGUUGUGCUGCCCCCAAGUGGCCAAAAACAGCUUUAAGUGAAAAUUUAAAAGACGUUUCAGUGAAAGAGACACAAUUUACGGAUUCAUGCGCCAUCACACAACUGUAAUGGUUUUUACUAGAAUAUGCUCAUUAAUUAAUGAAUUAACUAAUUAGCUCAGACGCCUCAAACCUUUGACUCAAACGGUUCCAUCCUGCAGAAUAAUCAAUAACCAUCCGUUAAUUACUGUAUGUCUUCACACAUUGUGCAUUUUAAGAGCAGUUUUAAGAGAGCAGGACCUGAGAUGCAGUCUGUAUUUUGUACUUUUAAAACUUUAUUUAACACGAACAAGCCUUGACCCAGCGGUGGAACUGGACCUGUGAGUUCAGCCGUUCGCUGGGAUGUGAAAAAGGCUGCGUUUGGUUCCUGUGCAGUUGCUCUGAAGUCUCACUGUGUUCGGACACAAAGCAGGGUUUCUUUCACUCAUCCUCGGUUUGGACUCUUCUCACUGAUGUUACGAGUCUGUCGAUAACGUUCUGACUCAAUGGAUUCAUCUUUUACUCUCUCUUCCCCUCUGUCCGCUGAUAUCUAGUCCUGGAACGGGCUCGUGCUCCUCGCGUCAUCAUGCUUGGUUUUAUACUUUAGACAUCGGUAAAAAUGUGACAGAAAAGCUCUUUCAGGUCUUUCAACCUCUUGUUUUUUCUUCACAGAUGUUGGUGCUACAUGAACUAAAACUACAUUGACCAAUAAUGCACCUCCUCCUCUUCCAGAAAAGACAGACUCAGCUCCUUCAGAGGUGGAGCGUUUUCGCUGCGACUGCUCGAUUGACUCUGACAGACGAGUAAAAUGAGGAGAGUGCACCUUUAAUAAAACAUGACGUUAUCCACCAUCAGGCGGAUUUAUAUUUUGAGGUCUCGAUCUUUGAAACUGAACAGUUAGUUUGAUUUAUUCCAUCCUUAGCACCAUCAGAAACAAACUCUUCAGGAAGUUUUUGAAUGUUUGCUGCAUCCUGAGUAGAUUUCUGUUCAUCUGUGUCUUAGAAUCAAAAGUCUGAAGUAUAAAACCAAACGAGUGAAGCCGAGGGCUGCGGCCGCGUUUCCUUCGUGAGGUCGUGUGAUGACGUUGGGAGUGUUUUUUUAUUUUUCCUUCUUUGGUUGUGUAUUAUACCGAGGCCGGCGUCUCCGGAAAGACGAGCCUCCAGCUGAGCAUGAAACAAGCCAACUUUAUAAAUAUUAUACAUUUUCGUUGUUGUCGCAGUUGUUUUUAUCAAUGUUAUGGAAUCAACACUGCUAUAGACAUACUGUAUGAAUAUUAAUGGUUGUUGCUGUUUUUUAACCAGACGCGACGGGUGUAAAUGAAGAGGGCGAGGGCAGCAAACUGGACUCUGUGUUUUCUGUUUCUUUACUCCAUCGUGAUCGAAAAGAAAAGGAAAGAAAGAUAAUGUGGGAAUGAAACGCGGGUUUAAAGAAACGCCCCAGGUCAUGAAGCAUGAGCGCAUCCUAGACUAAAUUCCUUUCAAUGAUACGUCCACAUCGCGCUUUUAAAGAAAAAUAACGGUUGAGUCUCAGCAUCGUAGAAUAAAAAUACUAAAAACCUCAAGUAACUACUUCUGUAUAUUUUUACAAACAUGAGCCAACUUCUUGAGAUGAAGAAAUCUGUUGUGUUGGUCCGACGGCAAACAUCAUUUUAUAAAGAGCUGCAUUCAGAUGUUUUAAUUUGUAAUAAUCUAAUAUUUCUGAGAGGAUAGCGUCAAAAAAAAAAAGUUAUUUCAGAUUUAAAAUCUCAGAGUAAAUAAAUGUAAAGCAGGAAUCGUAGAUGGAGGAUGGAGCUUUUCUUUUAUUUGUCUUGAAUUAGAUGAAGUCGGUCAGUGGGACAGAGCUGCUGGAUCACGUUUGUUUUUUACAGGACGUCCACGUUUGUAGCCUAAUUGUUGGUUGGUUAUAUUUAUAUAGGACAAAUGCUAGUGAUGCCUUGUUUUUUGUACAGUUUUAUGUACAUGCAAGUGUAGGUUUUUAAAGAAAAAAAAAAGGAAGAUGAAAAAUAUAUAUAUAUUCAAACACCGUGACGGAAUCUGACCCUGAACCUGUAGGAUUAUAUUGUCUGAAGUACCGUAGGCUCUAUUAAAUGUAGGAGUGAUGAGUCACAGUCAUGGAGGACGGCCUCCAGUCAUCGGCUUUACGCUUUCCGUUCUCUCAUGUCCAUCCAGGCUGAGUCUUUAUGAAACGAGCUGUACAUUGAUUUCGUUCGUUGACCUGUUCCCUUCUUUCUUUCUUUCUUUUCAUUUUUUUUUUUUUUUGCUUUUCUUGGAGGAAGUCGGGUGACGUGUUUAUUGGAGCCUCAUCUGUUCUCUUUUGAUCAGCAUCCGCAUGUUUGACUUUAAAAAAAAAAAUGUGGUCUUUUAUUUUUGCUGAGCAAAUCAAAGAAAUGAUAUCUUGUAAUUACUCCUUCCUUAUAGCUUUACAAUAAAAUAAAUUCAGUGAAA
Messenger RNA from Mugil cephalus (flathead mullet), 11668 nucleotides. RefSeq names its product protocadherin-1-like. Gene Ontology annotation, molecular function: calcium ion binding. The coding region runs from base 801 to 4439 and encodes 1212 amino acids. Gene Ontology annotation, biological process: homophilic cell-cell adhesion. Gene Ontology annotation, cellular component: plasma membrane. The record is from RefSeq and is a predicted model, not a curated record. Lineage: Eukaryota; Metazoa; Chordata; Actinopteri; Mugiliformes; Mugilidae. The transcript is spliced from 5 exons.